UGGCAGGCGACGGCGAAGCUUGGUCGUUGUUGCUGCCGCCGCCGCCAUUUUGUCCUGUGGGCGGCUGAGGAGCUGACGCUGCCAUGGUGAAGCUCUUCAUUGGCAACCUUCCCCGGGAGGCCACCGAGCAGGAGAUCCGCUCGCUCUUUGAGCAGUACGGGCGAGUCCUGGAAUGCGACAUCAUCAAGAACUACGGCUUCGUGCAUAUUGAGGACAAGACUGCAGCGGAGGAUGCCAUCCGCAACCUGCACCACUACAAGCUGCACGGGGUCUGCAUCAACGUGGAGGCCAGCAAGAACAAGAGCAAGGCCUCCACCAAGCUGCAUGUGGGCAACAUCAGCACCAGCUGCACCAACCUCGAGCUGCGGUCCAAGUUCGAGGAGUACGGGCCCGUCCUCGAGUGCGACAUUGUGAAGGAUUAUGCCUUUGUGCACAUGGAGCGAGCGGAGGAUGCCGUCGAGGCCAUCCGGGGCCUUGACAACACAGAAUUCCAAGGCAAACGAAUGCGCGUGCAGUUGUCCACCAGCCGGCUCAGGACCGCGCCCGGGAUGGGAGACAAGAGUGGCUGCUACCGGUGUGGGAAGGAGGGUCACUGGUCUAAAGAGUGCCCGGUCGAUCGCACGGGGCAAGUGCCUGAGUUGACCGAAACCUAUAGCGAGCAAUACAGCGUGGUGCGCACCCCCUACCCUACGGGCUAUGGGGACCCCGUGUAUUACGAUGACCCUUACGGAAUGGUGGAUUACUAUAAACGGUACCGCGCGAGGUCGGCCGCGGCGUACGGGGCUUCUGCAUACGACGCUUAUGCAGAGCAAACCAUGGCCCAGUAUUCCCAGUAUGCCCAGUAUUCGCAAGCCACGGCUAUGGCCAGCCGCCUCACUACCGCCUUAGACCCCUACGAGAGGGCCUUGCUUCCAGCUUCGGGAACUGCGGUGGCGGUUGCCGCCGCCGCUGCUGCGGCCGCGACUUCUUCCUUUUACACACGGGAUAGAAGCCCUCUGCGUCGCUCGGCCGCCGUGGCUUCCACCGCCGGAGACGUGUACGGAUACGAGCGGGUUCAGCUGUCUCCCGUCCCGCGAUCCUCCCUCUACGAUGUCCAGCGGUUCGGGCGGGAUGCAGGCGCGGACAGGUUGCGGUACUCCGCGUAUUGAGUCUGGAGGGAGGCUAUUUGAGGGCUGGACGUCGGGUUCCUGCGGUACACGCCCGCGGCAAAUACUGUGCCAGGCUUCACGAUGUGUGUCGAUUUG
Messenger RNA from Anolis sagrei ordinatus, 1244 nucleotides. The record is from RefSeq and is a predicted model, not a curated record. NCBI's taxonomy places the organism in Eukaryota, Metazoa, Chordata, Lepidosauria, Squamata, Anolidae.